Molecule: messenger RNA, 986 nt
Organism: Betta splendens (Siamese fighting fish)
Lineage: Eukaryota; Metazoa; Chordata; Actinopteri; Anabantiformes; Osphronemidae
Gene: atp6v1e1a
Product: ATPase H+ transporting V1 subunit E1a
Exons: 9
Coding region: 143-823 (226 amino acids)
Biological process (GO): proton transmembrane transport
Cellular component (GO): proton-transporting two-sector ATPase complex, catalytic domain
Molecular function (GO): proton-transporting ATPase activity, rotational mechanism
Source: RefSeq, a predicted model, not a curated record
UUGCUUUAUGUCGCUCGCUGGGAGUGAAAUCAACAGUAAGAGGAACAGCAGUUAAACGGUUUUUGCGUCCGUGGACUUGUGGUUGGAAGUGAAAGGACUUUCUUGGCUACUUUUAAUCAGUAGAACUACUAAAGACACAAACAUGGCGCUCACCGACGCGGACGUACAGAAACAGAUCAAGCACAUGAUGGCCUUCAUUGAGCAAGAGGCCAAGGAAAAAGUGGAGGAAAUUGAGGCCAAGGCAGAUGAGGAAUUCAACAUUGAGAAGGGUCGCUUGGUGCAGACCCAGAGGGUGAAGAUGAUGGAAUACUUUGAGAAGAAGGAGAAGCAGAUUGAACAACACAAAAAAAUUCAGAUGUCCAACCUGAGGAAUCAAGCCCGGCUGAAGGUUCUGAAGGCCCGCGACGACAUGAUCGUGGAUCUAUUGAAUGUGGCCCGUCAAAGACUUGCAGAGAUUGCCAAGAACCCUGCAACGUACUCCAAGCUGUUAGAAGGCCUAUUGCUUCAGGGUUUCUACCAGCUCCUGGAACCUAAAGUUAUUAUUCGCUGCAGACAGCAAGAUGUAGAAGUGAUUCAGGCUGCACUUCAUAAGAUUAUUCCUGUCUACAAAGAGGCAGUGAAGAGGAACAUAGAUGUCAAAAUCGACCCAGAACGUCAUCUUCCAUCAAACAUCUGCGGAGGAGUGGAGCUUUAUAAUGACAAUGGGAAGAUCAAGGUUUCCAACACAUUGGAGAGCAGACUAGAACUUAUUGCACACCAGAUGAUGCCAGAAAUCAGAGAGAAACUGUUUGGGCCCAACCCCAAUCGCAAGUUCAUGGAUUAACUGUGGAUUCAAGGAAGGAAUUCAGGCAUGGAUGGAUUAUUUAAUGUGACCUCAGACAUCUCCUUAGUGAGUCUGGACAACAAACCCCUGAGUUUUAUACGGAAUAACAUGGAUGCGUCAACUGCCUACAGAAUUAAUUAUUAAUAUAACAAGUAAAAAUUCA